UUUGUUUAAAUGAACGUAUUUCCUUAUACAAAAAAUGACAAAUUAAGGAAUAUCCCUAAUUAAUUUUCUAUUGUUUCGUCUGAAUUGGAUUAAUACUUCUUCCAUGGAUUCUUAAGGGCACAAAUUGUGAUUUAGACUUAAUUUUUUUUAUUUAAUAAGUAAAGAAGUGAUGGAAAUUUUCCCCGUUAUUUUCUUACACUCUUUCAUCCCUCUAUCUGCAACCAUUACGUAUAGCUUUGCUCCAACAAGCCAUUUAACAGUCAGUAUAUGACUUCAAAUGGGCUAGCAACCUGUAUUUAAUUUACGCCAGGAUGGGGACUCGAACAAAGACCUUAAAAUUAUAAGCCGAAUGCGCUACCAUUGCACCAUCUACGUUAAGUAGCUAAUUAAUAACGCAUUAUUUCAGCCAUAUUUCAUUUACCGAAAUAGUUAAUUUUGAAAAAGAAAAUUUGCAUUUUUAAAAGUUUCUCUUUUUGUUUGUUUGAAAGACCUGCAAAUAUUUGUAAAAAACGUUUUCCAGCCAAGGCGUUUAUGGACAACUUCUUGAGGACCAAUUCUUUGAUUAAAAUGUAUGUUUUAAUUUGCAAAUGCGCUAACUCAUUCUUGGCUGUUCGCAUAAAUAUUUCAAACGUGAUUUAUUUUUAUUUCAGGAAAAAAAAAAAACAAGCAGCAGUGGCAUGCUACUAUAUCAAAAGUCAGUUAACCACGUUUGCUGUUGAAUGUGUUCUACCUAGUAAUUCAAGACCCACAAAUUACAAUCACAAUCUGUUUAUCCUUCACACGCAAUAAUGAUUGUACGCUCAUUAAAAGAUGUCAUCUCCAUCAAAAUAAAAGCAAGACACGACAGUUUUUGCGAUCAAUUCAGCAGACUGUUUAUGACAAAAAUGCUUCUCAUAGCAAGUGUUAUAAUGGGUUUUGAUUAUUUCUCUGAUAAAGUAUCAUGUAUAGUCCCACGAGCUAGCUCACUUUCUAAAGACUUUAUCCAUUCGGCUUGUUGGAUAUCAGGACUCUUUAUUUAUGCUGAAAUGAAGGAUCGUCUGGAAGACAGUGGUUAUUAUGGAAUACCACAUAAGAUUAAGCAUGACGGCUUGCGAGAUGGACACUUAUGCGAGACUAAAGACUUAAAUAAAGUCCACAGCACAUGCAUCCGAAUGGGAAGAAUUUACUAUUUGCAAUACCAAUGGAUGCCGUUCUACAUUGGGGCGUUGGCGGUGUUAUAUUAUUUUCCUUACAUCAUAUUCCGCCUUGUCAAUGCGGAUUUAGUUAGCUUAAAGGGAGCUUUAAAAUCAACAUCGGAUGCUGAUGGUAUUGUGAAGAAUUAUUUCAACUACAAAAUCAACCCAUUGUCGCAAUUGCGAAAGCGUGUAUGGUUGAAUAUUCUGGUGAAAAUGAUCUACGUAGCGGUUAACUUGUUCGCUUUUUAUUUUACGGAUUACUUGUUGCUUGGCAACUAUGUUGGUUACGGAAAGAGUUAUUUGGAUUGGACAAAAUUAGACACCACUGAAGCUCACAUCAGUGCACGAGAGAGAGUGGAUCCAAAACCAGGAAACAAGCUUUUACCAUCCAUGGGAUUAUGCGACAUACAUGAAGCAACAGCCGAUGUUUCGUCAUCAACCGAAAACAUAAAUAAAUUUAUCUGCGAAAUAUCACCCAACAUUCUGUACCAAUACGUUCUAAUUAUCCUUUGGUUUCUGUUUGUGCUCAGCAUAUCAAUGUCCAUCUUAGGAUUGGUGAGCAACAUUGCCGAGCAGGUGUAUCGUCUUGGCAGCGCGACUUCAAAGAAAACUAUCUACCGUUACAUAACUCUAAGAGAGACAGAAUAUCUUACUUUCAUUAGGAAGAAGAAUAUGGUAUUGUACGGUGAUGUAUUAAGGAAGUUAAAGCAACAGCGCGCUGAUUUGCAGGGCAAGUUCAUGGAAGGAUUUGAAACGAGUAACGGAUUUGUUUAAGCAUUAUUCAUCAAUAAAAAAAGAAAGCUUGAACUCGAGCUUAUCAAAUGUAAAGAAUCGUACGCAUAAAAGAAUCUAAUGAUUAAAAGUGAAAUUGGAGCGAUUGUGGAUAUGCUGUUGGUGAUCACUGCUUAGUUGCGUAUUGCGCAAACUGUGUGAAAAAAAGUAGAAUGAAGUAGAACUAGAUGGCUGUAAAGAAAACAAAAAUAUGUUAAUAUUAUAAUGUCUGAUUCGAGAUAUAUAAGUAACUACUAUAAUUUUUAUUUAAACAGUGGCAUUUGGAAGGAAUUAUUUUUAAAUUCAUAAGUUCUCUACUCUAAAUCUAAUAAUAUGUUAUGUUCUGUAAAUCUUGUCAUUAUUUUUGAGGUAAAAGCUAAUAGAAAUUGUGAUGAAAAGAUCACAUCAAAAAAAACGUAAGUGACGCAAGGCGGCAGGGCGCUCAUCUAUUCACGCCCAUUAACGUUAAAUAAACGUUGAAAGGAGAAGAAAAUCAAGCUAUACAGAUCUUUUAUCUGUUAGUCUGGAUCUAUUUACCUUUAAGGGAAGAGAUUGUUUUGCUGGAGAAACAGUUGCGGAAUUUAAGUUUGUGAAUAGGACCUCCAGAUUUGUGUAAAAU
Hydractinia symbiolongicarpus is the source of this 2565-nucleotide messenger RNA. Its product is annotated as innexin inx2-like. The record is from RefSeq and is a predicted model, not a curated record. The transcript is spliced from 3 exons. The coding region runs from base 789 to 1949 and encodes 386 amino acids. Lineage: Eukaryota; Metazoa; Cnidaria; Hydrozoa; Anthoathecata; Hydractiniidae. Gene Ontology annotation, molecular function: gap junction channel activity. Gene Ontology annotation, cellular component: plasma membrane; gap junction.